AAUGCGUUUCAACACAUUUCUACAAACCAAUCUCUGCAGUUGACGGACUAUGGCGCUAAUAUCUGACCAAGGAUUUCAUUUCGGGAUAUUAAUCUCUCUCUUUCUCGGUUCCUGGAGUAUUGUGUCCGGGCAGAUCGUGUAUACCCUUUUGGAGGAGACGAAUCCAGGAACAGCUGUUGGGAAUUUGGCAAAGGAUUUUAACCUUAAUGUGCAAGAUCUUGAGCAUCGAGGAUUUCAAAUAGUGGAUGGACCUUAUAAGAGGUACUUUGAUCUAAAUUCGAAGACUGGUGUUCUCUAUGUCAGGGAGAAAAUAGACAGAGACGAGGUAUGUGUACGGAGCUUAAAGUGCCCCUUAGAAUUAGAAGCCAUUGUUAACUCGCCUUUAAACAUGUAUAGGUUUGAAGUCAAUGUUUCAGACAUAAACGACAACGCACCUGUAUUUAUUUCGUCUGUGCGUGAAAUAAAUGUGUCGGAGUCCGCAUUUCCAGGCGAAAGGUUUGCUUUGCCCGUUGCAUAUGACAAAGAUGUUGGCAGUAACUCGGUUAGAAAUUAUAAAAUAAGCUCGAACGAGCACUUUUCUUUAGACAUCCAGCACGGAGGAGAGAGUGUGUCGGCAGAAUUAGUGUUACAGAAAGCCCUGGACAGGGAAAAGCAAUCUGUCAUACAGCUUACCCUUACCGCUUUAGAUGGAGGGAAGCCUUCUAAAUCGGGGACAGCAAAAAUACUAGUUAAUGUUAUGGACGUGAAUGAUAAUAUUCCUUUAUUUAAUAAGCCCUUAUAUAAAGCUCAAGUUUAUGAAAAUGCACCUCCUGGUGCGUCUGUUAUUACUGUUAAAGCAAAUGAUUUAGACGAUGGUGUAAAUGGUGAAAUAGUAUAUUCAUUCCUCAAUCCAGAUGAUGGUCGUCAGAUGCAUACCUUCAACAUCAACAGUCAAACAGGCGAAAUCGUAGUGGCCGGAGACUUAGACCAUGAAACAAAUCCUGCAAUAGAAGUUCGUGUUAAGGCCACUGACAGAGGGCAUAAUCCUCGCGCUGCAUUUUCUAAAGUUCUCGUUGAAGUUCUGGAUGUAAAUGACAAUAUUCCUGAAAUAUCUAUCACAUCAUUAGCGCAUAUUCUCAAAGAAGAUUCGCCUAUAGGUACAAUGGUAGGAUUAAUAACUGUUAAAGAUGCGGAUGCCGGUCAAAACGGAGCCGUGAAUCUAAAGAUUCUCGGCUCAGUGCCAUUUAAGAUAGCCCGUACCUACAAAAAUAGGUACUCGUUAACGGUAGAUGGUCCUUUGGACAGAGAGAAGAUAUCGAAAUAUGAUAUCACCAUUAAAGCGACAGAUGAGGGAACCCCACCCCUCUCUAGUACCAGUGUUAUUGCUAUAAGUGUUUCUGAUGUAAAUGAUAACGCGCCGCAGUUCUCAGAGCAUGUCAUAAAUAUUUACGUUAAAGAGAACAGCCCCGUUGGCUCCAUAAUUCACACUAUGUCAGCAUUUGAUCCGGACGUAGACGACAAUGCUAAGUUGUCGUACUCACUAAGUGAAAUUUCGCAAAGUGUAGCACUUAGCAUUAACUCCGUCACUGGUGAUUUACUCGCACUGCAAUCGUUUAACUUUGAGGAAACUAAAAGCCUUCAGUUUCAGGUUCAGGCUACUGACUCUGGUGUGCCUCCUCAGAGGAGCAACGCCACUGUCAACGUUUUUAUUUUAGAUGAGAAUGACAACUCUCCAGCCAUUCUUCCUCCUUAUUCAGAGCAUGGCUCCAUUAACAGCGAAAACAUUCCCUACAGUGCUGAAGCUGGUUACUUUGUGGGCAAGAUCAGGGGUGUAGACGCAGACUCUGGAUAUAACGCGCUGCUUUCUUAUCACAUCUCUGAACCCAAAGGAAAUAACCUCUUCCGAAUCGGAACCAGCAACGGAGAAAUCAGGACUAAAAGGCGCAUGAGCGACAAUGACAUGAAAACUCACCCUUUAGUCAUUUUGGUCUCUGAUAAUGGAGAGCCUUCUUUGUCAGCUACAGUUUCUAUUGACGUUGUUGUUGUUGAAAGUACAGGAGAAAUUCAAACUCAGUUUAGACAUGUUCCUGUUAAGGAUGAUACGUUUUCGGAUUUAAAUCUGUAUUUGCUUAUCGCCAUUGUCUCAGUGUCGGUCAUAUUUUUACUGAGUCUCAUCAGCUUGAUAGCUGUAAAAUGCCACAGGACAGACAGUAGUUUCAGUGACAACAACCCCCCAAUGAUCACCACACAUCCUGAUGGAACCUGGUCUUACUCCAAAUCUACACAGCAGUAUGACGUCUGUUUUAGCUCCGACACACUGAAGAGUGACAUGGUAGUUUUCCCCGCACCAUUUCCUCCGGCAGACGCAGAACUGAUUAAUAUUAAUGGAGGGGAAACUUUCUCCAGGACACAAACACUCCCCAACCAAGAAAAGGUAAGGCGAAGGCUGGUGAACACAGACUGCUGUUGACUGAUCGUGUCUUUAAGCAUAAACCCCACUGUUUAAUACUGUGGGAGCUGUCCAUGGUGAUGCAGUGUUAUCUCUUUUUUUGACUGCACUCUUUAAUCUAUCUCUCUAUCUAUCUAUCUCUCUAUCUAUUUCUCUUUCUAUCUCUCUAUCUAUAUAC
Molecule: messenger RNA, 2606 nt
Organism: Clupea harengus (Atlantic herring)
Lineage: Eukaryota; Metazoa; Chordata; Actinopteri; Clupeiformes; Clupeidae
Product: protocadherin alpha-3-like
Exons: 1
Coding region: 50-2449 (799 amino acids)
Biological process (GO): homophilic cell-cell adhesion
Cellular component (GO): plasma membrane
Molecular function (GO): calcium ion binding
Source: RefSeq, a predicted model, not a curated record